AUGCCAUCUCGACGGCACACGUAUCACCCUAGUUCGGUUUGGAGCCGCUUCUCAUUUAUCUGCUUCGCAUUAGCGGCAUUCUCACAAAAGCAACAAGAACCGACCAGUGAACCGGAUUUUACAGCUGGCGCCAUUCCUGUGGAGGCGAGUUCGGGACGCACGGCCACGCACCACUUCUGUCGUCUGCGGGUUAUCGAAGCUGGUGUUGUCAAGCUAGGUUCGCUGAUGGAACUUCAUGACUCGUUCGACUACAGUACACAAACGUGCGAAGAGUUCAGCAGCUGGGCGGCUGUCCAACAAACUACUGCUUUCACAUACAUGCUCAAAAUCUACCAGGACGAGUUCGACAUCGAUGUGGAUUCGUCCGUUGUGCAACGACAUCUGCAGGCCGCACCGCUUACCACGAAACUGACGAGUGGACUAGCCUUCGACGCCUGUGGUUCAAAUCAACUGGCAGUGGAAUUGGCACAGAUUUUAGCAGCAGACUCCAUCGUUUACCGAAAAGUUGCAUUCACGAAUUUGUUUCACCACCUCCCGCCCUUGGACGACGAGUGUGGGGCGCAAAACUUCACAGAAGCUUUGAGGAGAUCUCCACCCCUUCUCGCAGUGAUUGGCCCAAUGUCAACAAGCAGUACUUUGGCCACAUCGCCGUUUUUCUCCAACUACCAGAUUCCCCACAUCUCGUACUGGGCCAGCAGCACUCUCUUUGACGAUGUGUCCGACUAUCCGUAUCUAUUUCGAGCAGUGCCCUCCGACAAAUUCCAAGCCGAGGCAAUUGCAGACCUGAUUGAACACUUUGGGUGGACCUUUGUGUCGUUGAUAGCAGCUGAAGAUGAUGCUUACAGCGGGCAGGGCUUCGAUUUGAUCGUCUCCGAAGCAAACAGGCGACACACAUUUUGCUUCGAGAUCGCUGUUCGCUUCAACAAGAGACCCGGGUUCCGUGACCAGUUGGUGAGUACUGUGGCCAGCUUAAAGCAGUCGAGUUCACGCGUUGUCAUCCUCUACGCACCUAUAUCUGCAGCCAGGGUGUUUCUGAGUAUGUGCCAACAGAUGAACGUGGACAACAAGAUCUUUGUUGGCAGCCAUGACUGGGUGAACAGGCUGACAUUCCCAGAAAACUCCAUUCAGGUCAAAGCGCCCAUUCUUGGCCUGGCACCACGAGCUGUUGCUUCCAGCAGCGUCCAGCGUUUGCUCCAGAACUUGACAAAGUCGUUGAGGGAUGUGGCGUACAUUAAAGCUGCAGCCACGGAGGAUCCCUGGCUCCGGGCAUACGUAGAAGACCAGCUACAAUGCGCCAUGGGGAUUAUGGACAGUUGCCAAAUCAAACUCAUGCCAAACCGCACAACACAGCUCCGUCAGUGCACUGAUGCCGAUAUUAAACGCUUCCUGCAGAGAGACUCAAUGGUGAUCGCCGAGUCAUUGAUUUUGGGCAUGAUAUCGAGCGUGGCUGCAACAGUGACAGCUAUACGUUCAAAUGAUAUCCGCAAUGGUACCGUACCUGGAGGGCCAGUCCAACUGAAGAGUUUAGAGAAUCUUGAACUGCCCUGUAAGAACUAUACUUCGUUCUGUCGUGUGUUUGACAAACUCCACCACACAACCCCAACAUAUUAUAUACAGAAUGUCCAGCUUACUGCAAAUGGCUUCCACGACAUAGUCUCCAUCGGGCACUGGAAAGAAGGAAGCCGCUCAAAAUUUGAAUGGUAUCCAGAUCAAGUGUUAGACUUGAAAAUGUUUGGUAACUUCACCCUUGACAGUACCACUCCUGCCACAUCCAGGUCCACUCUGAGGGGAUUGCCAGCAUCUAAUUGCAGCACAACUUGUUAUCCAGGCCAGCAUUGUGUAUUCAAUGCCAGCUUGCCAAUGCUGUGUUGCUGGUCAUGCGAGGUCUGUGCUGGGACUACAUUUUCCAAUGUCACAAAUGCUGACAGUUGCAGUAACUGCCCUCUUGGCUUUGGAUCAAACGGAACAUCCUGUUCUGAGUUCAACCCUGUGGAAUACGGCAUCAAAGACCCAGGAUUUAUAACAGUGACAUGUUUUGCCAUCCUAGGGCUGAUUCUUAGUGUUUCUUCAUUGCUGUAUUUUCGCCUGCAUCCCAACGCUGUCCUUGUAAAGGCAUCCGAUCUUACUCUCAGCACCCUGAGUAUGUCAGCCAUGAUCAUUGGGCAUUGUGUUGCUCUGGGUAUCACCAUCCCAGCCAGCAUCACCUCAACAUACUGCACACUGAGUGCAGUGUUGCCCGAGCCCGUCAAGACCAUUGUUGUCGGUUCAGUUCUAGUCAAGACCAAGCGCUUUGACAGCAUCUUCAGCUCCAUGACCAUCCUGAGUCGCAACAAGACUCGACGGCGUCUUCUUGGAAACCCGGUACAGCUAGCUGGUGUCUGCAUGUUGACACUUAUAAACAGUGUAUUGUCAGCUCUGUAUAUCAUUUUAGAACCAUCAGUUGCUGUCAAAAUUCCUGCAGUUCAUCAGCUAACAUUUCACUGUAGCAUAAGCCAUGUUUGGGUCAGUGUUUUAAGUGCGUUCAACUUUUUGCUUCUCGUAACUUGCAUUGUGCUGGCGUUUCUGACACGCAAAUUGCCGGAAGAGUACAAUGAAGCGCAGCUCCUGUACCUCGCUUCGUUGACCGGAUUUAUUGUUUGGCUCGGUCUGUAUCCAGCGCUUGUUGUCACCGGGCCAUCGCUUCGGCCACUGAUUCAGGCCAUUCUCCUGGAAAGUCAGAUAUGGGCGUUCUGGAUCUGCCUGUAUGCAUCGCGCAUGAUACAGAUGCUGCGCCACGAGAGAUACAGGCAGCCUCGUGAACUCAAGUCAGCCAACGGGCGGUCGCCAGCCACACGAACCUUGUCCUCCACCCUGUCCACUGAUCAACCUGGCUGUGUAGUAAUAUCACAAGGGGAAGACCUUCCACUUGCCAAUUAAUCAUCAACGUACAUAGAAGUAUAACACGGAAGGACGCAUCCAGUUUGCUGACAGUGCUCAACAUUGCGGUAAUACAGAGAACAAUAAUGUCAUUAUAACAUUAUACACUUUAGGCUCUGUCUCUCUCUCUCUCUGUCUCUCUGUCUCUGUCUCUGUCUCUGUCUCUGUCUCUGUCUCUGUCUCUCUGUCUCUCUCUCUCUCUCUCUCUCUCUCUCUCUCUCUCUCUCUCUCUCUCUCUCUCUCUCUCUCUCUCUCUCUCUCUCUCUCUCUCUCUCUCUCUCUCUCUCUCUCUCUCUCUCUCUCUCUCUCUCUCUCUCUCUCUCUCUCUCUGUCUGUCUGUCUCUCUCUGUCUGUCUGUCUGUCUGUCUGUCUGUCUCUCUCUCUCUCUCUUGUUCUCUCUUGCUCUGUCUCUGUCUGUCUCUGUCUCUCUGUCUGUCUCUGUCUCUGUCUCUGUCUGUCUCUGUCUCUGUCUCUGUCUCUCUCUGUCUCUGUCUCUCUCUCUCUCUCUCUCUCUCUCUCUCUCUCUCUCUCUCUCUCUCUCUCUCUCUCUCUCUCUCUCUCUCUCUCUCUCUCUCUCUCUCUCUCUCUCUCUCUCUCUCGCUCUCUUUCUAUUCCUCUAUUUUGCAUCUUCAUGUCUUUUAUGGUGAUAACUUCAUGCAGGCUCCCUUGACAGGCCCUGGAGAAUCCUGAAAUACAUGCAAAUAGAAAUUUUAAAAAACGCAUACCUAUUUUUUCCUCUCCUUCGUGCCUCUUAUAUGUACAAGUACAUGUACAGUAUCUGCAGCAACCAUACCAGGGCCUUGCAUGACACAUAGAGUGGCGACUCUAUGCAAAGAUUCUGCAAGAAGCUACAGUUCUGACUUGAGAAAUCAAACCCCGCGAAUAUAGUAUUAAUGAGACUAAUGAACUGUGCAACCUUCAGGCUCUUUCCGAUAAACAUUUCAAAUUUUCUACAAGCACAUUCCUUGCCUUCUCUGCAGGUGGAUACAGGUGGAAGAAGAAACUAACUGGCCAGCGUAAGCGUUGUUUUCUCGAUU
Sycon ciliatum is the source of this 3953-nucleotide messenger RNA. RefSeq names its product metabotropic glutamate receptor 3-like. The transcript has a single exon. Gene Ontology annotation, cellular component: plasma membrane. Gene Ontology annotation, molecular function: adenylate cyclase inhibiting G protein-coupled glutamate receptor activity. Gene Ontology annotation, biological process: G protein-coupled glutamate receptor signaling pathway; regulation of synaptic transmission, glutamatergic. The coding region runs from base 1 to 2916 and encodes 971 amino acids. NCBI's taxonomy places the organism in Eukaryota, Metazoa, Porifera, Calcarea, Leucosolenida, Sycettidae. The record is from RefSeq and is a predicted model, not a curated record.